UCUUCUCUGCCCUCCAGCAGUGUCACAUUGCGGCCAGUACAUGAUGAGCAGGCAGCUGUUGAGUGGCCACAAGGUGGAGCAGGCGAGUGAAGAGGUAGUCAAGAAUAUGAAGAUAUUACCUUUCAUUCACGGGGUGGUCCGGAUUCUGCCUGAAGGGUGGUUGUAUCCUGGGACCGCGCCCACCUUCAUCGACAGGAUACACAGCGUGAAGUUCAGAAGCAAUGACGUGAUGGUGAUGACCUUUCCGAAGUGCGGCACUACCUGGAUGAAUGAGAUUGUGUGGACCAUGCUGCACAACCCCGACCUAGAGAACCCCAAGGCGGAUGAAACAAUAUUUUUACGUUCUCCAGACAUCAGUUUUGAUAUGAUCUUUGAUUCGAAGUUUCUGGGAGGAAAACCCAUGGAACCCAUAGCUAAGAGGUUUGAAGAAAAACAUCCUGGCCGUAAAAUGGACAUGGGGGUAAUGGCUGACAUCAUUGAGGCAUUAGAAGGUCCUCGGGUCAUAAAGUGUCACUUCCCGUUUCCUCUUCUGCCUCAAGACAUCCUGGACACAAUCAAGGUAGUUUACGUGACCAGGAACCCCAAGGACAUGACCACCUCAUUUUGGAAGUUUUUUAGCACCACCAAUGUUCAUGAAUUCUGUGGUGACAUCGACAGCUUUGCCAAGCUGAUCAUGAAUGACGGAAUGAUCUAUUGUCCGUACUGGCCACACGUGAAAGCUGCAUGGGAGAAGAGAGAGCAUCCCAAUCUCCACUUCGUCUUCUACGAGGAUCUGAUAUCUGACGCCAUGCAGGAGUUGAGGAAGAUCAACGAAUUCUUGGGAACACGACUGAACGAGGAGAAACUUGAGGCCAUAAAGCGGUACACCUCCUUUUCUUCCAUGAAGUCUCGAAAGGAACUCUUGUCCGACGACUUAUUUAAGAAGGAGGAACCCAAGGAAGUUGUCUUUUUUAGAAAGGGCAUCGUGGGCGACUGGAAGAAAAACUUCCCACCAGAAUUACAGGCGGAGAUGGACCAAUGGAUCAAAAAGAACGUGACGGGGACUGACCUGAGCCUGAGCUGGGCCUUGGCGGAGUAACCCACCUGUUGAAGUGGUGCCAUUGCUACCGGCGGUGUUGAUCAGCUCACCUGUAAUAGCAGUGAUGAUGGUGGUGCUGAUCAUGAUAUUAAUGGUAAUAUCAAGAAUACUAAAUUGCCUUUGAAUACUUUUAUUGUUUUCAAUUUUGCUCACAUGUUUAAAGAUGCUACUGUACAUUUUUCAAUAUUAAUAAAGAAUACAGAACUAAA
Messenger RNA from Portunus trituberculatus (swimming crab), 1287 nucleotides. RefSeq names its product sulfotransferase family cytosolic 1B member 1-like. Gene Ontology annotation, biological process: sulfation. The coding region runs from base 41 to 1078 and encodes 345 amino acids. Gene Ontology annotation, cellular component: cytoplasm. The record is from RefSeq and is a predicted model, not a curated record. Gene Ontology annotation, molecular function: sulfotransferase activity. Lineage: Eukaryota; Metazoa; Arthropoda; Malacostraca; Decapoda; Portunidae. The transcript is spliced from 7 exons.